This is a messenger RNA of Colletotrichum graminicola M1.001, 456 nucleotides long. RefSeq names its product cupin domain-containing protein. The transcript has 3 exons. NCBI's taxonomy places the organism in Eukaryota, Fungi, Ascomycota, Sordariomycetes, Glomerellales, Glomerellaceae. The record is from RefSeq and is a predicted model, not a curated record. Bases 1 to 456 code for a protein of 151 amino acids.
AUGGCUUCUUUCAUCCCUCUCAUUAACGACCUACUACCCAUGAUCAUUCCUUCGUCGGUGUCCGUCACCAAAGCGAGCGCCCUCCGCCCUUCUGGUGCGACUCUUCAACCCGGUUCUGCCAACGAGGCAGAUGCCGUUGUUAGCAAAAGCGAUAAGCUCUGCGCAUCGGUCCUCACUCUCAACGCACACGCGACAUCGGCCAUCCGUCAUCAUGGCGAACAAGAUACCAUCGUUUACGUGGCUUCCGGAACUGGUCUUUUGCUUGUCAGCCCUGGAGCAGGGCAAGACGUUAAGCGGCAUGAGAUGUCCACUGGCGAUUUUGCUUUUAUCCCGUCAUGGACGGAGCAUCAGAUGCUCAAUGAGUCUGACGAUGAUGCUGUGUGGGUUAUCACCCGCAGCGGUUCACAGCCUGUCAAUGUGGGCUUGACGGACUGGGGAGGUGAUGAAGCCAAGUAA